Penaeus indicus is the source of this 4878-nucleotide messenger RNA. RefSeq names its product serine/threonine-protein kinase tousled-like 2 (gene Tlk). Gene Ontology annotation, molecular function: ATP binding; protein serine/threonine kinase activity. NCBI's taxonomy places the organism in Eukaryota, Metazoa, Arthropoda, Malacostraca, Decapoda, Penaeidae. The record is from RefSeq and is a predicted model, not a curated record. Gene Ontology annotation, cellular component: nucleus. The coding region runs from base 490 to 3690 and encodes 1066 amino acids. Gene Ontology annotation, biological process: chromosome segregation; peptidyl-serine phosphorylation; intracellular signal transduction. The transcript is spliced from 16 exons.
UGAUGUUAUAUCUGUUCUUAGUUAUAUAUUUGUCUGAAUGGAAUCAUGGGAAUGGGGAUAGGAAAGAGAAGCGAGAAAUAAAAAGGCGAAUAAGUGAAAAAUAAAGAAAAAAAAAAGAGUCUGUGCUCCAGGUGGACAUUCUCUAAAAAAAAAAACCCUCCCUUGGACACGUUAUUAUUCGCUGUCAUAAUCGCCUGCCGUUUUGUGCUGGCAUUUUCCAACACUUAUUAUACCCUCGUCGUGGCCAAGGGAGUGGAAAAGGGCCCGAAAUAAGAGCAAAAAGAGGGAAAAAUAGGGUGCCAUUCCCAUUUUCUACGCGUGGGCUUUGCCGGCGGACGCGCCUCAUCCCCUCAUUGUUGACGAAGGAGCGAGGAACAUUUUGCAAUUUCCAUCGAUUUUCCAUGAGUGCCAAGGAGCUCUGUGCCCAUUCCAACUUCGUACAGGGACGUGCUACUAUGAAGUUAUGGACUACGUAGGGAACACGCCGAAAUGUCUCUGGGAGCGGUGACAGGUGUUAAGAUGGAUCACUUCAGUGUCCUGGAUCCUCGAAAACAAGAGCUUCUGGAGGCACGGAUUGGAGGAAGGGUAAUAGAAACCUCCUUUUUGGUUACCUCAGAUAAUGAGCAUGGUGGAGAUGCCCCAAGAAGUGCUAUUUCCCAGUCUAGUCCCCAGUUACCAAUACACAGUAAUACAGGAUCACAAGAAGCAGGGAAACCGCUUAUAAAUCUAGGGGAACCAGCAGCAGUACCUCCUCUUUUACCUAAGGUAGACUCCUCUAUGUACUUGGGUUCCAAGCAAGUCACUCCUUGCUCACCAAAGGCCUUACAGUCUCAUGUAGGUGGUCAUGAUGUGAUGAUUAAAAAGAAUACUGGACAGUACGGAUCACAGCCUGAAGUUUCUGUUAGUUCUAACAGACAGGUCCAGAGUGUGUCUUAUGCUCGGAGUAGUACCCAGGGGACACUAGAAAUAAAAGAAAUUGAUGGAAAUAAGCAUGUGAAUUUGGCUCAGAGCCUUUCACAGAAACGAUUUGAUAAAACAUACGACAGUGACAACAAAAGUAACAAGCACUUCAACUCGGCUGACCAACCAUGUGGAGUUCCUGAUGGUGUCCUGACUGGAGCACCUGAGAUGGACGACAACUCCAAGACUUCUGCUAAGACAAACAAGUCCUCUAACUGUACUGGAACUCCAGACAAGCCCUUGACAGGAGACUUGGAGUUGGAUCCUUCAGGUGAACCUGUCAGAGCAUCCAGUAAGAAGACUCCCAAAGCCAAGCGUCACCUAACAUCCCCAAGAGGGACCCGCGGAAACCCCAGAUUGGCGGGGGAGGUGGCCAGGGUGGGAGCCAGGUCGGACAGCCAGCUUCAGCUGUUUCUUGAGGCAGGGAGGCUGGAGAAGGUUCACCUCAGUGGGAGUAGUCCAAGCACUCCCACAGCCACUCAGCCACCCUCUUCCAUGUCCGGGUCUGGGUCCCAGCCUAUUGUACUGGAUAGACAAGAUUCCAAUCUUAGUACAGGGUCAUCAGACCGAGAAGAAGGUACCAGUCCAGAAAAAGCCCAACAGCGAACUCCGAAUGACCGCAAAAGGAAGCGGAAAGGAGUGCAAGGGGUUCAGAGUGACGAGGGAGGAGGGGGCAGUGCCCCUAAGAUGAGCAGAGGAACUGAGGUAAAGAAAAUUAACGAUUACUUCAAACAGCACCAACAGCAACAACAGCAGCAGCAACAGCAACAGCAGCAGCAGCAACAGCAACAACAGCAACAAGCUAAUUCUCCCCACAGACACUCCGGAGCAAAGAGUCCAUCCCCACAAACACAUUUGAGCCAUAUGACUGGUCACAGUGGUGGUUUAGGAGAUCCGUUGGCUGGGUUGAUGCCUCCUCCCCGAGGAGUCCCCGUCAGUCAUCGAGCCACACAGAGUGAUAUCACAUAUAGACAGGUAGACGAGAUGGAGAGUCGGGCGUCAAUGGAUAUGGAGGCUAAGAACUCGAGGAUUGAUAAUUUACAGUGUACAAAUGAAGAACUAUCUCGACAGCUACAGAGUCAGAGCAAACUCCUUGAACAGAAACAAUUACAAAUUAAUAAGUGCAUUGAAGUAGUCAAGAAAUUACUAAUUGAGAAGUCAAAUAUAGAGAAGAAAGAAGCGCGGCAGAAAUGCAUGCAGAAUCGGUUAAGGCUAGGACAAUUUGUCACUCAGAGGGUUGGGGCCACCUUUCAGGAAAACUGGCAGGAUGGUUACGCCUUUCAGGAGAUUACAAAACGUCAGGAAGAACUCCAGUCAGAAAAGGAGGAGAUCGACCGGCAGCGGAAGCUCUUAAUGAAGCGGAAACCCUCAGAGGGAGGAAGCAACUCUAGGAAACGGGGAUCAAAUAGCAACCAGAGUCAGGGUGGCAGUAAUCUUCCGAAUGGCCUCGGAGGUGAUCACGACCACAGGGACCUCACUAUCCAGGAAUACUACGAGUCAGAAGAAAUACUAAAGUUACGGCAAACUGCACUCAAGAAAGAGGACACAGACCUUCAGCAGGAGAUGGAGAAAUUAGAAAGGGAAAGAAAUCUACAUAUUAGGGAACUCAAACGAAUUCACAAUGAGGACCAAUCAAGAAUCCUCCAAUCACAGUCUUCACCUCGAAAUCCUCAUGACAUGUUCAACAACCAUCCCGUGCUAAAUGACCGGUACUUGUUGCUCAUGUUAUUAGGAAAAGGAGGGUUUUCAGAGGUUCAUAAGGCAUUUGACCUAAAGGAACAACGUUACGUAGCGUGCAAAGUUCACCAAUUGAACAAGGACUGGAAGGAUGACAAAAAGGCUAAUUAUAUCAAACAUGCCAUAAGAGAGUACAAUAUUCAGAAGAAAUUAAACCAUCCUCGUAUAGUUAAACUCUAUGACGUGUUUGAGAUAGAUGCAAAUAGUUUUUGUACUGUCCUUGAAUACUGUGAUGGUCAUGACCUUGACUUCUACUUAAAACAGCACAAGACUAUCCCUGAGCGAGAAGCAAGAUCAGUGAUCAUGCAGGUGGUAUCUGCGCUCAAGUACCUGAAUGAGAUCAAACCACCAAUCAUUCAUUAUGAUCUUAAGCCAGGAAAUAUCUUAUUGACCGAUGGAAAUAUUCUUGGGGAAGUCAAGAUCACAGAUUUUGGUCUUAGUAAAGUCAUGGACGAGGAUAGUUACCAUCCUGACUACGGGAUGGACCUCACCUCUCAGGGGGCGGGCACAUACUGGUAUCUUCCGCCAGAGUGCUUCAUUGUAGGCAAAACUCCACCCAAGAUCUCUAGUAAGGUCGACGUGUGGUCCGUGGGAGUGAUAUUUUACCAGUGCCUAUAUGGAAAAAAACCGUUUGGUCACAACCAAAGUCAAGCGACCAUACUAGAGGAGAACACGAUCCUCAAAGCCACAGAUGUACAGUUCCAACCCAAACCAGUGGUCAGCAAUGAGGCCAAGCAAUUUAUUAGGUGUUGCCUGGCUUAUCGUAAGGAGGACCGCAAUGAUGUGUUGACGCUGUCUUCCAAUCCUUACCUUUCUCCGCCACUACCAAAGAGUGGUCGACAGUCAGCCAAUAGUCAGCAGCAAGCGGCAGCGGCAGCCUCUGCUGUAGCACAGGCAGCAGCUGCUCAGCAGCAACAGCAAGGGGGAUACCAGCAACCAUUUUCCACUGGUCUCUUGGGGCUUGGGAACAUCCACUCCUCCACCAGCUCAUAAUGACACGCCACCCACUGUAGGGGGCAUGUCCAGCCCCAACACCCCCUACCUAGCCCCACCCAGCCCCAGCCAGGUCCUCACAAGCCUCACAGCCUGCCGACAACCACCUGUUGCCCACAGCUUCCACCUACAGUAAUUUGGCCAUAGUGACCACAUAUCUUUCUUGAGUUCCAACAUGAUUCACACUGCAAGCAAUCAGGGUUCAGUACAGUUGGAACAUAUUAAGUGUCUCUUACCUCAGCUUUCAAUAGCCAUGACAGUAAAUCUAAGAUGUAGUUUUGCCAUAGAAUUUUCUGGACAGCGGGCAGGAUAAUUCAUUCAUGUUUAGGUUUUCCAACUUGGAUUUUAAGUUUCAUUUUUACCAUUUUGAAACCUUGUGAUUUCAAUAUUCAUUUUUACCAUAAAAAACAUCUUAAUUUUCAUUUGUUACACUCGUAUUUUUAUUAUUUGUAUAGUUUUUCAUUGCUGUUUUUCUUUUUUUUAUUCAUUCAUUCAUUUUCCAUCAACAAUAGCUUACAUAAUUUUAGCAAUGUGAUAAGCUAUAAGAGAUUACCAGUCAGGAGCAAGGGUAGCAGUUGGAUGGGCAGAGGUGUGAGGGGGAGCUCUGGGUGGACACGGGCAUUGGGGCAGAGGCUCAACACACCACUAGAGACUCCUGUGUUCCUACUUGGUGCCACAGCCACCCACUGUUGAUGUGCUCUGCGAAGGAUGCUGAGGAGGAUGCGGAGCCAGGCAGCAGUUUGGUUCGUGGUGCCAGUGCGCGGCGCGGAAGAGAUUCCAAUGUGACACUUUGUUGACAAGCUCGACACUAGUAAGCCAAAGUUGUGAAUAAUCAGUGCCAGGGUCAGGAAGAUGCCCACCAACGCUUAUGAAAUCCAUGUGUCUGGUACCUGAAGUGAUGUUGAAGCAUUGAGCAUGGACACAAUUGACUCAGUUGGUAGGAACACAAAAACAGUGAGCGUGGUGCACCAAUUGGACAGUGAACAGCCAUGGCUAGGGAGUGGGGAUACGUGUAGGGAACCAUUCUUUUGACUCCCACCAGCUGGGCAUGAUGACAACGGGUAGGGCGGCAGGAGUGAGAGUUGUGAGCCACCAACUGAUGUGAUGUGAUAUUGUGUAGUCGUGAGUCUGAACUCUGGAUUCUGGCACGCAGGUGUAGGUUGUGGAAGAUGCAGCAGCCGGUAGCCA